Cornus florida is the source of this 1046-nucleotide messenger RNA. Its product is annotated as probable transcriptional regulator RABBIT EARS. The transcript has a single exon. Lineage: Eukaryota; Viridiplantae; Streptophyta; Magnoliopsida; Cornales; Cornaceae. Bases 1 to 780 code for a protein of 259 amino acids. The record is from RefSeq and is a predicted model, not a curated record.
AUGGAGCAAUACUCUCAUUCUCAAUACUUGAUGUGGAUAAGAAGCAAACAUAUUCUGAAUUCACACUUGCAGGCGUCCAUGAAUUCGUUCACCAACUCGUGGGAAGAACAAGCUUUCGCAGAAGAUGCAGCCGGUCCUCUUGGAGGGUUCAUAUGGCCUCCGAGGUCUUAUUCUUGUAGCUUUUGUAAAAGAGAGUUCAGGUCUGCUCAAGCCCUAGGUGGUCACAUGAAUGUCCAUAGGAGGGAUAGGGCUACGCUCAAGCAAUCCCUCACUCCAUUUAGAAACCCUAACCAGCAUCCAUCUAAUUCAUUGGAUGCUCCAAACCCUUCUCACCAAAUUUGCAUCUUGGAUUCCAAUUCCAACCCUAUUUCAAACCCUAAUUUCACCCAAGAUAAUUUUGAUGAAAGUACCCUUUUGUCUCCUUUCACUUCUUCUAUUGUUAAGGAAGUUGAAUCGAGUAUUUCGGAUUCAAAGAUUGAUCCAAGGAAAGAAGAAAAUGCAGUCAUGGGUGGUCAUGAUGAUUAUGUUCAAACAAGUUUGUCUGUGGGGUUGAAUCUGGUGGUUUCACAAAAUCAAUCAACUGGAUCAGAUGGUGAAGAGGCAGUGAGUUAUAAGAGACACAAGAGCAGUAGUAGUACUGUUUCUUCAUUGCCACUCUUCCCCAAACCUUGUUCAAGUACUGAUAGAUGUCCUUUCAAGCCAGAGGUAGUACUUGGAGUCUCCAUUGAGGACAUAGACCUUGAGCUCAGGCUUGGAGGUGACCCACCAAAGGUGAAGUAAAGCUAGCGCCUUUCUAACUCCAUUGAUGACGCACCUGUUUCAAAGUUACAUCUAGGCUUCUCUUAUCUGUAUUUUGAAGCUAAUGUGGCACUAGUUGAUUUAAGUUUUUUUUUUUACUUUCUUUCCUCUUGGUUGACUUAGAAUUAAUAUUAAGGUGGCCGGAGAUUAGUCUGCCAUUAGCUAGCUCAUCGAAUCGGAUGUGUCUUAGUGAAUCUAUUUCCAUCGAUCGUCAAUUAAUUUCAACUUAUUUAUGAUAUAUAACCUUC